UAUUCUGAAAACCUUCCCGGUAGCCUCCUUGUUGUUCCUCAGGCCAGCGGAGCCAGAAGAAGACGCUGUCAGUUAGCAUUAGCAUUAGCAUUACCCGCAGUUAGCUGAUCUCUGGACUCGAAUCUGCGGAUUAACGUUCACGCAUCAACGCUGCCGUGUGAUGCAGCAUCAUGUCUCUGCAGGCCGUGCUGCAGCAGAGGAUCAGCUCUGCUCAGGUGUUGCUGCAGCGGGCGGAGCUUCUCUGUCAAGGCGUGGAGGGUCACCAGAAGCUUUUCGGUAAACUGCGAGCCGAGCUGCGUUUCCUACGGCGGGUGGAGGCCGGAGAGCUGCAGGUUAAAGAGUCUCACCUGCACAGCACCAAUCUGACUCACCUGACCGCCAUUGUGGAGUCUGUGGAGAGUCUGGAGGGCGUGGUCGCUCUGCUGCACGUCUUCACCUACCAGGACGACGCCAGCUGCAGGCACACGCUGGUGGUGGACGUGGUGGCUAACGGCGGGCACACCUGGGUGAAGGCGGUGGGCAGGAAGGCGGAGGCGCUGCACAACAUCUGGCAGGGGCGGGGCCAAUACGGAGACAAGAGCAUCAUCAAGCAGGCCGAAGACUUCCUGCAGGCCAGCCACCAGCAGCCCGUCCAGUACCGACACCCACACAUCGUCUUCGCCUUCUACAACGGCGUCUCCUGCCCCAUGGCCGACCACCUCAGGGAAAUGGGUGUUGCGGUGCGCGGGGACAUCGUUGCCGUCAAUGCCGUAAUGGAGGAGGAGGAAGAAAAAGAAGAGGAGGAAGAAGAAGAGCAGGCUGAAGAUAACGAUGACAAGGAGGAGUCUGAGCUCACCCGGGUUGACCGCGACACGGUGGUGGCCAGCCUGGCGUUCCCUGCUCAGGUGCAGGUGGAAGAGUGUCGGUGCGUGAACCUGGACAUCACCACGCUCAUCACGUACGUGUCAGCGCUGAGUCACGGCCGCUGUCACUUCGCCUUCAGGGAGCCGGUGCUGACGGAGCAGGCAUCCCAGGAGCGCCGCCUGCAGGUGCUGCCGCAGCUCGACACCUUCAUGCAGGGCAAGGAGCUGUAUGCCUGCGCCGCUGCGGUAGCCGACUUCCAGCUAAUCCUGGACACGCUGGGGGGGCCGGGCGAGAAGGAGCGCGCACAGAAGCUGCUCACUCGCCUACAGCUGGUGGACGACCGGCCUUCGGAGCGCACGCUGAGCCUGACGCACAGCGCCAAGGUCAACCGCCGCUCACUCAUGAUCUUCGGCACCGGAGACUCACUGAGAGCCGUCACCAUGACGGCAAAUAGCCGAUUCGUCAGGGCAGCGGCCAACCAGGGCGUCCGAUACAGCGUGUUCAUCCACCAACCGAGAGCGCUGACGGAGGGCAAGGAGUGGAGGGCCACGCCCCUCUGAGCAAGGGGCUGAUGGGAGUAAACGGGUGUAGUCAAAUCAAGUUUCUGAGUUUAUGUAAAUAUAUAAUGUGAUCAGCAAUAAAGCAUCACAGUCAC
Cottoperca gobio is the source of this 1498-nucleotide messenger RNA. It is a transcript of the gene c17h7orf25, whose product is annotated as chromosome 17 C7orf25 homolog. The record is from RefSeq and is a predicted model, not a curated record. The transcript has 2 exons. NCBI's taxonomy places the organism in Eukaryota, Metazoa, Chordata, Actinopteri, Perciformes, Bovichtidae. The coding region runs from base 171 to 1403 and encodes 410 amino acids.